AUGGCAGACGGACAACACACAAACGCGCCUCGCCCGCAUCCUGCUGCUCAAGACAGCGGCGCAGCAGCAGCAGCAGCAGCAGCAGCUGUAGGGGGAGGCUCUGAUGCCGAUACACAGAAACAGGGCGAGGAGCACCGACGAGCAGACCAGCAGCACACUGCAGCAGCACACGCUGCAGCAGCAUCUACAGCAGCUGCUUCUGCUGCAGAGGUUGCAGCAGCUGCAGCAGCAGCAACAGCUGGCGCUCCCGAAACAGAGGUAGUAGCACCCACAGAAUCAGCAGCAGAAGGCACAGCAGCAGCAGCAGACGACGCGCAAGAAGCUCAUGCGCUUGUAGAAGGCUCGCAGCAGCAAGAAACAAGCAGCAGCAGCGGCAGCGGCAGCGGCAGCGGCAGCACCUGCAGCAGCAACAACGCAGCGCGCGAAGCUGCCACAGAAGAAACCACCAGCAGCAACAGCAAGAGCAGCAGCAGCACGAGCGACGAGUCGCCGGCAGCCGCAGCCGCCGCAGCAGCGCCCGAAGGCGGCGAGAGCCGCCGCCGCGGCAGCAGCAGGAGAAACCCCUACACCAGCAGCAGCAGCAGCAGCAGCAGCAGCAGCGUGUCAGCUUUGGAGGCAAAACAGAGAGCUCGUCUUAAAAGACAAUUCGUCAGAACUCCUUGGCUUGAUAUCAACAAGGCGCCUUCCUGGCCGCCCAUUAAGAAGAACAAAUAUUUGGACUCCGACUGGAAGACGGUGGACUUUCGCCCGCAGACGCCGGAGACGAAGAAAAGCAGGCUUUUCUUGAAUUCACUUUGUUACUUAUGUGAAGGAGUCAUCACCAAGAAAAGCACUCUCGGCAGGAAGGCAGGUCUGGGUCUUUUCUGCGAACGCCCAGAGGGCUUUGCCAAGGGCGCUGUCAUAACCGAAUUCGUUGGCUGGCUCGUAGACAGAGAACAGGCGGAGCAGCUGAGAAAAAGAAGAAAGGCCUCGCACAUUGUCGCCGUCCAGAAGGGCUUUCUCUACAUCGACGGUGUCAAAGACCCGUAUUACGGCACCGGAGGCGCGAGCUUCGCCAACGACGGCAGCGAAUUCCUGGGGGGUCCAGGAAACAAUUCCUAUUUCUAUCACUGGUUUGACGAGGAGUUGGGGCGCACUCGAGUGUUUCUGCGCGCGACGCGCAGCAUCGCCAACGGGGAAGAGAUUUUCGUUCCUUAUGACAAAAACUACUGGCAAGACAACUUUGAAGAACAAGAAGAGAACUGUCCAGAUGCAUUCCGCAAGCGCAAGAUAGAGCAGCUGCAGCGGAAGUACAAAGACUUCACAAUUACCUCCAUGCAGGACCUUAAGGCCCGACAGGCUCUGAUGGAGCAGCAAAGGCGGCUGAAGCGGGAGAAGGCGAGGGAGCUGAAGCGGAAACCCCUGAAGCCAAACCUGAAAAGGCCACUGUCGGCCUUCAUGAGGUUUUCCGUGAGCAGACGGAAAGAACUCGUGGCUGCGAAUCCGGAGCUGCGGCACCCCAAGUGCUUCAAGGAAAUUGCCCAGACGAUUUCGCAGGACUGGAAAUGCCUCAGCGCCAAAAAGAGAGCCGAACUUGAACAAGAAGCUGCAGCGGACUUCAACAAAUAUAAAGCCAAACUUAAAGAAUGGAGGGCCAAACACGCCCCCAAAAAGAGGAAGAAACAAAGAAAAAGUGUUACAAGGACUCAAUCGACGCCACCUGCAGCACAUGUGUCUGCUGCAGCAGCAGCAGACACAUGUGCUGCUGAGGCUGGUGAUGCUGCAGCAGAUGAUUCAGCUGCAGACGUUACUGGGAAAGAUGGUGACGACGAAGAGCUGCAAAGCGAGGAGAAGCAGUGCCAAAGCCGAGAAGCAGAAACCGCAAAUGCUGCCACAGACGUGCCGGAAAGCACGGACGAUACCAGAAGCAGCAGCAGGCAGUCUUCGAGGCUUGAGGCUCCAGCUGCUGCUGCUGUUGCUGACGCGGACGCGAGCAAAGACUUGAAGAAGGCGGCUGCUGCGGAGGCAGCGUGUGCCUUGACGGUAGCGUAG
Eimeria tenella is the source of this 2031-nucleotide messenger RNA. Its product is annotated as high mobility group (HMG) box domain-containing protein, putative. NCBI's taxonomy places the organism in Eukaryota, Apicomplexa, Conoidasida, Eucoccidiorida, Eimeriidae. The record is from RefSeq and is a predicted model, not a curated record. The transcript has 8 exons. Gene Ontology annotation, molecular function: protein binding. The coding region runs from base 1 to 2031 and encodes 676 amino acids.